Molecule: messenger RNA, 2203 nt
Organism: Diospyros lotus (date-plum)
Lineage: Eukaryota; Viridiplantae; Streptophyta; Magnoliopsida; Ericales; Ebenaceae
Product: protein EDS1L-like
Exons: 3
Coding region: 16-2001 (661 amino acids)
Biological process (GO): lipid metabolic process; defense response
Source: RefSeq, a predicted model, not a curated record
CGAAGAAACCCCCCGAUGGAUCCCACCGCACAGCGCCAAGACCAGCUCUACAAGAAGAAGACGAGCGAGCGAGAGAGAGAGAGACAGAGAGAGAGACUUUGGAGAUCGCUUGUUGCCCCAGAAAACCAGAGGAAAGCGAGGAUGGUGGGAGGGAGGCUCGGAGAGACAAUAGGGGUGAGAGAAGAGCUUAUCAAGAAAGCCUGCUCUCUUGAUCUAAAAGCUCACAAAACCGCUUCCGGAAAGCCAUAUCUCUGCGAGAAAAGCCGCGGGUCAUCGGAAGCGAUUUUCAGCUUUUCAGGUUCGUGGACUGCGGAAGAUUGGUUCAGCGGCAAGUCUUUCGGGGGAACGGGUCCGGAGGACGAUCUCGGGCUGUUUCCUUCUCUCCGGAGCAUUGGCACCGGGGAAGUGGCUGUGGUGAACCGAGCGUUUCUGGCUAGAUUCCAAGCCAUUCUCAGAACUUCGUCGUUGGAAAAAAAGGUCAACAAAGCAGCACGAGAGGGGAAGCAUAUAGUAUUCACAGGGCAUUCGUCCGGUGGUCCAGUGGCUAUUCUUGCAACCCUUUGGUUCUUAGAGCAGUACCCGAGGCCAAACAGCAGCAGCCAAAAUCGACCUGUGUGUGUAACUUUCGGGUCUCCACUAGUUGGUAAUUGGAUUUUUCCACACGCACUCAGAAGGGAGAACUGGGAUGAUUUCUUCAUACAUUUCAUCAUGAGGUAUGACAUUGUUCCUCGGUUGAUGCUGGCCCCUCUUUCAUCUUUGGGACAACAAUUGCAGCCGAUGCUCCAGUCUUUCAAUCCAAAACCGCCAUUGUUUGGGCAUGAUUCCGCUGCAAUGUCGACGGAAUUCUUCAUGAUGGUGAUGAGGAGUGCAUCGUCUGUUGCAAGCCACGCUGCUUGCAAAACAAUGGGCUGCACAAAUUCAUUGCUUGAAACCGUAACGGGUUUCGUUGAACUUAGCCCUUACAGGCCAUUUGGUACCUGUAUCUUUUGCACCGGCGACGGAAAACUGGUGGUCGUGAAGAACCCGGAUGCAGUGCUGCAACUAUUGUUCUAUAGUUCUCAGUUGACCUGCAUGGAAGAAGGUGGGCAGGUUGCUUAUGACACUUUAAAGGAGCAUCUGGAUAAAAGUUUAAAUGAGCAUCUGGGCUAUGCAGCUGAGUUGCAAGAAAGCUUAGAAAUGCAAAAUGUGGUUUACCUGGAUAACAAUCAUCUCAGAGAGCUUCCUCUGUCUUCCAAUGGCAGCCCUCAGGGUGAGACAGCAACAAUUGGCACAGCCUUGAACGAUCUUGGUCUAAGCACAAGAGCCAGGUUGUGUCUUCGUGCUGCUGGAGAAUUACAGGCACAAAAGCAGAAGAACCAAGAGAAGAUAAAUUCUAACAAAGACAAGAUUGAAGAAAGACUGAAAAGCAUCCGAGAAUAUUACCAACGUGAAGCUCGUGGAGUUGGUUAUUAUGAUGCCUUCAAACUUCAGAACGACAGCCGGGACUUCCUUGCCAAUGUGAAUAGGUUGGAGCUAGCAGGCAUGUGGGAUGAGAUCAUUGAAAUGCUGAAAAGGCAUGAACUUCCAGAUGGAUUCGAGUGCCAGAAAGAGUGGAUAGAGUUGGGAACCGAGUACAGGCGGUUGGUAGAGCCGCUAGACAUUGCCAACUACUAUCGACACUUGAAAAAUGAAGACACUGGACCAUACUUGAUCAAUGCUAGGCCAAAGCGUUAUAGAUACACCCAAAGGUGGCUUGAACACGCCGAAAGAAUGCCACAAGGAUCUAGCUCAGAAUCCUGCUUUUGGGCUACGGUGGAGGAUUUGAAGAGCGGCAAUAGGCCAUUUGCAGACAUGAAAGAGGAGAUUCUGCAUUUAGAGAACAAUAUGUCUAAAUGGUUCAAACGUGGCAGUGAUGUCUUUUUGGCCGAGUCAACAUUUUCCAUGUGGUGGAAUAAGCUCCCUGACCAACAUAGGAAGCAAUCUCGCCUUAGAGAUUUUGUGAACAUACCAAAAGAACCUUAAUCCAGGAUAGAGGCAUUUUGUUUAAAAAUGAUCUGGAUUAUCAGAGAGAGCUAAAAUCCAGAUUUUACUCUCCCUUUUAACUUAAAAAAUUCAUAUGAAAAUAAUAAGAUGCUCUGAGCCAUUAUGCAUGCAAACCUUUGUCUUUCUCACAGAAUAUAUUACCACUUCAGCAAAUGAGAGGGAAACAGCUUUUUGUCAUUUU